GCAAAAUGAGCCAAAGAGGACCUCACUCAGCCUGUGAUCCAGAUAAGCCAGGCAGGGAAAAUCUCUCUUCACCAGUAGAAUCCAGAUGAUGAUGAAGGGACAAGUAAAUGUCUGGUUUACACAUGUACAGGUGUAUUAACUCCUUUGAUAUACACUGGCAUGAAUGGUAUCCACUGGUUGAGGUCACAUGACAGAGAGGGGAAAUGACUGGCUUCAACCUGUUCCUGGAUAUGAGGUGCGCUUGCCAGCCACAAACACCACUUCUCUCCACCAACCCCGAGCUCAUCCCCAUAUCCUUCUGGCUCUGCAAGAACUACAACCAACAAGGAAGAAAACCAGCUCACAGAGUCAGAAGAGGGGUCAGGAUGUUCAGCAGUUCGUGAUAGCAGUCCCUAAAAAUGAGGAUGAAGAUGUUUACUUGCAACCAAUGAUAGAUUCCAUCACAUCCUUUGCUGGAUCUUCAAUGAGGGAACUCAAGUUUUGGCGGGAACAUCACAAUGAAAGGAGUAGUAACGAAGAGGUCCAAAAACAAAUGAGGCAGAUCAAUUCAGGCAAAAAGAAAUGCAAGCACGUCAAUACUAUCAUUCAUGACCAACAAGACAAGAUCAAGGAUAUCUGCACCAACCCCAACGGCAUAAAUGUCCCUUGCAAGAAUAGACAAGACAACUGUUUCGAGGGCCCAGACUCAUACUCUGUCACUGCCUGUGAGGAGACAGGGAGCUCUCAGCUUGGUAAAUGUCACUACACAUGUACCAAGAAAGAACCAGUCAAAGUCACUGUGGCCUGUGAGAAUGGGAAGCCUGUCCAUCUUGAAGGAACCCGGGAGAUUAUCCAUGAUGAACUAUAA
Messenger RNA from Dromiciops gliroides (monito del monte), 847 nucleotides. RefSeq names its product ribonuclease pancreatic-like. The record is from RefSeq and is a predicted model, not a curated record. Bases 188 to 847 code for a protein of 219 amino acids. Gene Ontology annotation, molecular function: RNA nuclease activity; nucleic acid binding. NCBI's taxonomy places the organism in Eukaryota, Metazoa, Chordata, Mammalia, Microbiotheria, Microbiotheriidae. The transcript has 4 exons.